UCCAGUGGCGAGAGGAGGAGGAAGCCGGGAGCGGGGCGGCUCGGGGGGGGACCCGCCGCGGCUGCUGCUGCCACCGCCGCCGCCACCACCGCCCGUGGGGCUCGUGGCGUGAAGAAGGAGGACCUGUGAGACCCGGGCGCGAGCCGGCGGCGGCGCCGCUGCGGGGAGGGUCGGCGGCGGGACGGCGAUGGCGGAUAUCGAUAAACUCAACAUCGACAGCAUCAUCCAACGGCUGCUGGAAGUGAGAGGGUCCAAGCCAGGCAAGAAUGUCCAGCUACAGGAGAACGAAAUCCGAGGACUCUGCUUGAAGUCUCGGGAAAUCUUCCUCAGUCAGCCUAUCCUUCUAGAACUUGAAGCACCACUCAAGAUAUGUGGUGACAUCCACGGGCAGUACUACGAUUUGCUCCGGCUGUUUGAAUAUGGUGGAUUCCCGCCAGAAAGCAACUAUUUGUUUCUCGGGGACUAUGUGGACAGGGGCAAGCAGUCACUGGAGACGAUCUGCCUCUUGCUGGCCUACAAAAUCAAGUAUCCGGAGAACUUUUUCCUUCUCAGAGGGAACCAUGAGUGCGCCAGUAUCAAUAGAAUCUAUGGAUUUUACGAUGAAUGUAAAAGAAGAUACAACAUUAAGCUGUGGAAAACGUUCACAGACUGUUUUAACUGCUUACCGAUAGCAGCCAUCGUGGAUGAGAAGAUAUUCUGCUGUCAUGGAGGUUUAUCACCAGAUCUUCAAUCUAUGGAGCAGAUUCGGCGAAUUAUGAGACCGACUGAUGUACCAGAUCAAGGUCUUCUUUGUGAUCUUUUGUGGUCUGACCCCGAUAAAGAUGUCUUAGGCUGGGGUGAAAAUGACAGAGGAGUGUCCUUCACAUUUGGUGCAGAAGUGGUUGCAAAAUUUCUCCAUAAGCAUGAUUUGGAUCUUAUAUGUAGAGCCCAUCAGGUGGUUGAAGAUGGGUAUGAGUUUUUUGCAAAGAGGCAGUUAGUCACUCUGUUUUCUGCACCCAACUACUGUGGCGAGUUUGACAAUGCAGGUGCCAUGAUGAGUGUGGAUGAGACCCUCAUGUGUUCCUUCCAGAUUUUAAAGCCUGCAGAGAAAAAGAAGCCCAACGCUACGAGACCUGUCACACCGCCAAGGGUUGGAUCAGGCCUGAACCCGUCCAUUCAGAAAGCUUCAAAUUAUAGAAACAACACUGUCCUAUACGAGUGACCGAUAAUGCUUUCUUUGGCUACAUUCUUUAUUCUGCGGUGACGUUGAGGCUUAUAAGUCAAAAGGAACUAACUUGCCGUCCACCGGUUUAUACAGAACUCACAGUAUCUAUGACUUUUUUAAACUACGACCUGUUAAUGAAUCUGUUUCCACAGAUGCCCGUGUACAAUGCCAUGUGCUGAGAAUGAUUUCAGACUUAUUAAAUGCGAGCUUGUUAA
This is a messenger RNA of Acomys russatus (golden spiny mouse), 1419 nucleotides long. RefSeq names its product protein phosphatase 1 catalytic subunit gamma (gene Ppp1cc). The record is from RefSeq and is a predicted model, not a curated record. NCBI's taxonomy places the organism in Eukaryota, Metazoa, Chordata, Mammalia, Rodentia, Muridae. The coding region runs from base 188 to 1201 and encodes 337 amino acids. Gene Ontology annotation, molecular function: protein serine/threonine phosphatase activity. The transcript is spliced from 8 exons. Gene Ontology annotation, cellular component: nucleus; cytoplasm.